AUGGCUCCGGAACCAACGCACACGGGUGGAAUGCCGAUCUUGGGAUUUGCUGACUCGCUCAAUACCCGACGCAGGACUGGGGAGGAGCUUUGGUUGAACACGUCGGGUUGUGGUGCCAUUGUUACGGCUGUGUCGUUGCCGCCAAUGCUCUCUCAUCGCAUGGCUUCUGGCGUCAGCUUGGGUGCUCUCCGACACAAACGUGAAACGUGA
Molecule: messenger RNA, 210 nt
Organism: Penicillium macrosclerotiorum
Lineage: Eukaryota; Fungi; Ascomycota; Eurotiomycetes; Eurotiales; Aspergillaceae
Exons: 1
Coding region: 1-210 (69 amino acids)
Source: RefSeq, a predicted model, not a curated record